AAUGGGCUCUCAAAUGGGAUUUCUUGUUCUCAUUGCACUGUGUUUUGUUGCCUCUACUUUGACAGAUGCCUUACAAUGGCUCCAAAACCCACCUUCUUCUUAUGCUCUUUCACCGGCUCAUGGCCUUCCCAUAGAGCAAACAGUCCCACCAUUUCAAGACCUGGCCCCUUUUCACCCUCCUCCAUUGAUGCAACAACCACCUCCAUUGGAACGACCAAGUUACAGUCUUCCACCAACUGAAAAACCACCUCUUUCUCAUAGACCUCCAUUACUCCGGCAAAAACCGCCUCCUUUUCAAAUGCUGUCACCUACCUCUCAUCCUCCACCACUGGUGCAAAACCCACCUGCUGUUCAAAAACCAGACCCUAUUCAUGCCCUCGCUCCUUUGCAAAACCCGCCGCCCACUUAUGCGCCCCAGCCUUUGCAAAGACCACCUGGAGUUAAGGCACCAACCCCUACUUUUGCACCCCCACCUGUGCAAAAACCACUUCCUAUUCGGGUGUCAUUGCCUGCUGAUAGCCCUGCACCAGAGCAAAAGCCACCUUUGGUUCAGCCACCUGGUUAUGCCCCUCUUCCACAGUUACUGCAAAAACCGCCUACCGUUCAAGCACCGCCACCUACGCACAGAACCCCACCACUGCAAAGCCAGCCACCUGUUUACACCCCCCCAUCGAUGCCAAAACCGCCUCCUGUUCAGGCAUCACCACCUAUUUAUGCACCCCCACCUAUGCAAAAUGCACCUCCAGUUCAAAAACCACCACCCACUCAUGGCCCUGCUCCUGCAGCAAAACCUCCUCCGGUUCAAAACCCACCACCCACACAUAGCCCUGCUCCUGCACAAAAACCACCACCUAGUAGUAGCCCCCCACCUACGCAAAAACCAUCUCCGCCUCCAAAACUGCCUCCUACUUUUGCACCCCCACCUAUGCAAAGGCCAUCUCCCGCUCCAAAACCGCCCGCUACUCAUGCACCCUCACCUAUGCAAAGACCAACUCCCGCUCCAAAACCACCUCCUACUCAUGCACCCCCACCGACGCAAAGACCAGCACCUACUCAUGCACCCCCACCAGUUCAAAACCAGCCUCCAUCUAAUAAAUCACCUCCUAAUUAUGCACCCCCACCUAAGCAAAAACCACCACCUGCUCAUAGUCCCGCACCUGGUCAACAACCACCUCCAGCUGGAAAACCACCACCUACUUAUGCACCACCUCCAAUGCAACAACCACCUCCAGUUCAAACACCACCACCUACUUAUGGCCCCCCACCUAUGCAAAAACCGCCCGCAGUUCCAAAACCACCACCUACUAAUGCUCCACCUCCUAGGCAGAAAUCACCUCCAGUUCAAAGCCCACCUCGUACUUAUAGGCCCCCACCUACGAAAAAACCGCCACCUACUUACACACCACCACCGAAGAGAAAUCCAACCCCUCCUCAACGACCUCCUCGUACUUACAGGCCACCGCCAAUGCGAAAACCUCCUCGUACUUAUAGGCCUCCACCACUUCGAAAACCACCUCCCGUUAAUAAGCCCACACCUACUCACAGGCCACCGCCAAUACGAAAACCUCAUCCGGUUCACAAACCGCCUCGUAUUUAUAGACCACCAGUAACCUACAGACCACCUCCAAUUUACAGGCCACCAAAGGAGCAUAAACCACAUCCAGGUCAUAGAUCUCCCCCAACCUAUAGCCCAAACCCAGGUAGAAAACUGCCUCCAAUUCAUAAACCCCCAACUUAUAGGCCACCACCAGUCAGAAAACCACUCCCUUAAAUAUAAGCCACCACCUUACAAAAAGCCACCUCCCACUAAGGUGCAGCCCUAGAUUCAGUGAUUCUUAUCUUUGAAAAUGAAGUAGAAGCCAUCAACUCAAAAUAAUAUAUUUACCCCAAAAAAAACUCAAAAUAAUGAGUGUUUUGAA
This is a messenger RNA of Amborella trichopoda, 1919 nucleotides long. RefSeq lists its product as uncharacterized. NCBI's taxonomy places the organism in Eukaryota, Viridiplantae, Streptophyta, Magnoliopsida, Amborellales, Amborellaceae. The record is from RefSeq and is a predicted model, not a curated record.